Cyprinodon variegatus (sheepshead minnow) is the source of this 4448-nucleotide messenger RNA. It is a transcript of the gene usp4, whose product is annotated as ubiquitin specific peptidase 4 (proto-oncogene). Gene Ontology annotation, biological process: protein deubiquitination. The record is from RefSeq and is a predicted model, not a curated record. Gene Ontology annotation, molecular function: cysteine-type deubiquitinase activity. Bases 16 to 3150 code for a protein of 1044 amino acids. Lineage: Eukaryota; Metazoa; Chordata; Actinopteri; Cyprinodontiformes; Cyprinodontidae. The transcript is spliced from 22 exons.
ACUUUAUUUAUUUUUAUGAGGGAGAGCGCCUGCAGAGUCAGCAGCUCAUUCAGCACCAGCUUGCGGCUGCGGCUUCUGGGAGGAAGCUGUCUCAUGCUCGUUCACCAGCCUGCUCGUUCACGACACCGGUCCACUCGCUGCAUGAUGGCUGAAGGAGGCGGACCCGAAUCCGGCAGCGCGGCAGACUCGGACUCAGAGCCGGUUGCCGCACAAAUGCCAACUCCUUCAAUAGAAAACCAAAAACAAACCAUUGGGUCACUUUUGAAAACAACUUUAAAAAAGGGAGACGACUGGUAUCUAAUAGACAGUCGGUGGUUCAAACAAUGGAAGAAAUAUGUAGGAUUUGACAGCUGGGACAUGUAUAAUGUUGGGGAACGCAGCCUCUACCCAGGUCCAAUUGAUAAUUCUGGGCUCUUCUCAGACCAGGAGACUCAAGCCCUGAAAGAGCACCUUAUAGAUGAGCUUGACUAUGUCCUUGUACCCACUGAGGCAUGGAAUAAGCUUGUCAGUUGGUAUAGGUGCCUAGAGGGCCAGAGACCCAUUGUCAGGAAGGUGGUUGAACAUGGCAUGUUUGUUAAGCACUGUAAGGUUGAAGUCUAUCUGCUUGAACUCAACUUGUGUGAGAAUGACAACAUGGAGAAUGUCAUCACACGCCAUUUCAGUAAAGCUGACACUAUAGAUACUAUAGAGAAGGAGAUGAGGACAUUGUUCAAUAUCCCUUCAGAGAAGGAGACCAGACUCUGGAACAAAUACAUGAGCAACACAUAUGAGCAGCUGAACAAGCCAGACAGCACUGUACAGGAUGCUGGUCUCUUCCAGGGACAGGUGCUUGUGAUUGAACGCAAGAAUGAGGAUGGCACGUGGCCUAGACAAGCUUUGCAACCAAAAUCCAGUGCAACUCCAUCUAGAAAUUGUUCUACCUCCCCAAAACUUUCAUCAAAUUCAUCAGUUGGUGCAUCUCCAACAGUAACCAAUGGCGACAGCAGCAGUAGCCCUGGUUAUGCUCUUAAUAACAGUACCUCCUCUAACAACAGAUAUGGGGGAUACAAUUCGUAUAGCUCCUCCUACAACUAUAGAGAGUCACAGUCGCAGCCUGGCCUGUGUGGUCUCAGUAAUCUGGGUAAUACAUGCUUCAUGAACUCGGCUCUCCAGUGCCUGAGCAAUGUGUCUCUACUCACAGAGUACUUCCUCACAGACCAGUAUGAAGCUGAGAUUAACCGAGAGAAUCCUCUGGGAAUGAGGGGGGAGAUUGCCGAAGCUUACGCAGAUCUGGUGAAGCAGAUGUGGAUGAGCCGCAACAGUUAUGUGGCCCCUCGUACCUUUAAAACCCAGGUUGGAAGAUUUGCUCCGCAGUUUUCAGGCUAUCAGCAGCAGGACUCUCAGGAGCUGUUGGCCUUCCUGCUGGACGGACUCCAUGAAGAUUUGAACCGUGUCAAAAAGAAGCCUUACCUGGCCCUGAGGGAUGCAGAGGGUCGUCCAGAUGAUAUUGUUGCAAAGGAAGCCUGGACGAACCACCGCUUACGCAACGACUCCGUCAUAGUGGACACUUUCCAUGGCCUCUUUAAAUCCACAUUAGUCUGCCCAGAGUGUUCCAAAGUGUCUGUGACCUUUGACCCUUUCUGUUACCUCACGCUGCCUCUCCCUAUGAAAAAGGACAGGACCAUGGAGGUGUUUUUGGUUCGAUCAGACCCUCAGUCAAGACCCACUCAGUACCGAGUGGUGGUCCCCAAACUGGGAACAGUCACAGACCUCUGCAGCGCACUGUCCAAACUCUGUGGAAUUCCUCCUGAAAAGAUGGUGGUAGCUGACGUUUACAAUCACAGGUUCCAUAAAAUUUACAGACGGGAUGACGCCCUCAACCAAAUCAUGGACAAGGAUGACAUUUUUGUGUAUGAGGUCCAAGAGGAGGACAGUGAGAGGAUGAACCUGCCUGUAUAUUUCAGGGAGCGCCACUCUAAGCAUGUUGGGAGCUCUUCUAGCACCUUGUUAUUUGGCCAACCUUUACUUAUCUCCGUGCCCAGACAUAACCUGUUAGCUGACGUCCUUUACGAGAAGAUCCUGGAACGGAUUGGACGCUAUGUUAAACAGCAGCACAACCCUAAUGGUGAAAGCCGAGCAUCAGCAUCAGCUACUUUAUCCAGCUGCAGUCAGGCUCCUGAAUGUUCUGCAUCAUCUACCAUCAAUGCCAGUCUGGGCGGCUGUGGCAGCCCCCAGUCAGACGGGGCCUCUUGCAGUGCCAGCUCCAGUAAUGGUAGCAACCACUCCGGAACCUGCACUGAAGCUAAUGGGCUGGAUGACGGUGAUGACGAGGCCAUGGAUCACCAGGUGAGUCCUGAGCCAGAGAAUGGGCAGUCUGAAGAAGAGGAGGAGAGCUCAGACUUGGAAAAUGGCUCCAAAGGAGAGACAGCGAGGCUCUUUACUUUUAGCAUAGUCAACUCCUAUGGCACAGUCAAUAUCAGCCCGCUGCCGUGCAAUGGAAAUGUCCUCAAACUUAACCCACAUUCUACGGUGGCAAUCGACUGGGACACGGAGUCAAAGAAACUGUACUAUGAUGAGCAGGAAGCGGAGGCCUAUGAGAAACACGAGAGCAUGCUGCAGCCUCAAAAGAAGAAAACAACUGUGGCUCUGAAAGAAUGCAUUGAGCUUUUUACCACCAUGGAGACUCUGGGAGAACAUGAUCCUUGGUAUUGUCCAACAUGUAAAAAACAUCAGCAAGCAACAAAAAAGUUUGACUUAUGGUCGCUGCCACGCAUCCUGGUCGUUCAUCUUAAGCGUUUCUCUUACAAUCGAUGCUGGAGGGACAAGCUUGACACGCUGGUGGACUUUCCUAUCAGGGAUCUGAACAUGUCAGAGUUUGUCUGUGAUCCAAAGGCCAGCCCUUAUGUCUACGACCUCAUUGCUGUUUCAAACCACUACGGAGGAAUGGGGGGUGGUCACUAUACCGCUUAUGGCAAGAAUAAAAUGGAUGAAAAGUGGUAUUACUUCGAUGACAGCAGUGUCUCGUCUGCCUCCGAAGAUCAGAUUGUGACUAAAGCAGCCUACGUGCUGUUCUAUCAGCGCAGAGAAGAGGAAAACCCCUUAAAAGCUGAGCCAUCUGCCUCGCUGGGAGGAGCUGCCGAGGCGGCAGACGACCACAUGGACACAAACUGAGGAGCUCUGACCCUUAAAUGCAACCUGGAAAAAAUGGCGAAUAGAGACUUGGACAUGCGCACACCAUACUUCUUUAGUGGUAGAGGACUCCACAGACUUAUUAACCCUUUCUUCCUCGCGUUUAUUUGACUUCCGUCUUGUCUUUGUCUUCAGCGAACAGCCUUGUCCAAAAGGUGAACUAAAAGACUUCCCCCGGGCAUCGGGUAGUCAUAGUGAACUCAUUUGGGGCUUUGGAGGAAUGACAGUUAAAAUAGAAGCUCUCUCUAGAUGAGCAGAAUGUUACAAGUGCCCACAAAAAUUAUUGAAAAUCGAAAAGAAAAAAGCCAAAUGCUCAUAUUGUUUCAACCAAAGUAAUUCUAGUUAUUUAUGAAUAGAUGUGAUGCAUAGGUUAGCAGGGUUUUGGUGUGCUGCCUACAUUUAUUUUGAACUUCUGGUUUCAUUAAUGGAGAUGCAGGUUUAUGCGUGUGAGCUGCUCACAGAAUAAUGGCUGCCACCAUUAUAGAGGCUUUGCUGCGUCCUUAUUGGUGGAUCCCUGGGUGCAUAGCUGUCACAGCUCUGUGAUACAUUCACCUUUUUGACAUUGGACUUGGCAGGUUAAAGCUGGUCGGCCUUGCUUUUGUUUUUUUCUAUAAAGAACAGCUUAAAUUUUGCUGUCCUUUGGGCCUGUUAUGAGAAGAUUCCUACCCUCAUAAAAGUUUUCCUUUUUUAUAUAAUCUAAAAGAAAUAAGCGGCCUUUUUAUUCCUGCAAACCUGAAAACAAAGGAGGCACUUUGAAAUCUUUACAAGUACAUGAUCUGUCUGCUUCUGGUGUAUUUAGUCAGGAAGGUGUGGUGUGGCUGUAGCAUUAAGGCUUAUGGUCACUCGUGCACUUUCUAAAUCACUUAGUCUUUUUAAGGGUCUUUUGAUUGCUGCUGGAUCAGACCAGCUCACCUUGCAAUAGCAUCGUCCUCAUUGGUCAUGUACAUUCAUGCCGCUCUGUACGGAAAUGCCUGUUUUAUGUUUCAAAGCACACUGAGUGAAAGAAAUAAACUGGUAUAAAAAUGAUGGUUUUGAUCUUGGAAAUUAAACAUGGGAAUGCUGUGCAUGUAAUGCCAAACAUAAGUGAAGCAGCAAACUCCAUGUAGUUUUAAUUGGCACAAAGUAAAUGCAGAGUUUAGCAUCUUAGAAAUGAUAAGCAACAGAGAUGGAAUAAAAUGCGCUUAAGAUGUGUGGUUUGACAUGUUAAAGGUGUUUAGUACUUGUUUACAGUGUUGUGUGGAAAAAGUUCUGCACUCUUGUUUAAUAAAUAGAAUAAAUAA